AUGAGUGAUCUAGCAUUGUCCAAGAUUGGUGGACUAAUAAAGGCGCCUGAAGAUCUUAGUAAGCUAGAUGAUAUCCGUCAACAAUUUGCAAAGGAGAAGUCCACCGUUGAUAUCAAGCUAUCGACAACCACUGAUUCUCAAAUUGCAUCAAUCAAUCAUAAUUUAGCCGAAUUGAAUCGUACCAUUUCAAGGGUGGAGGAGAUAAAAGCGGAUAUAUCGAAAUUCCACAAUACAUAUGAUGAGUCUGUCACCUCGGUCAAGGACUACGACCUUAUUCGUAAAAUGAUAUCCAUCAAUCAGUUUAUGGAGCAAGUUACAAGCUUGACUCAAGAUAUUCGACAAUUUAGAAAGAAUUUGGAGAGAUUGAAUCGUGAAAUUGCAGAUGAGACAGCAAUGCUAAAGGAAGAUUUGAGGUAUCCGGUGCCAAACAUUUUGAUUAUUCACUAUCGCUACACCCGUGUACGCAACUUUGCCGAUUAUCUCGAAAAGUAUUCGCAAUCGUUGUCGGACGAUUUACAGUCACUUGUAUACGGCUUUACGUCGCCGGUGAGGGAAACCAUUAGGUUGUUUGAUGAACUAUUGAAUGAGUGUAUUAUAUCGAUUACAGAGGCAGUGAAGGAUGAUAAUUUUGAGAUGUUAUACAAAGUAGUUGGUAUUGUGUUGUGGGAGGACAAAGAGGAUACCAAAAUCAGCGUAAUGCAAAACUUGGAUUUGGUAAGGCACAAUGUGAACAAAGACUACAAUGACUUCCGGAGCAAAAGACGCAAUUACAAAAAGUUCUUUUUUGACAAAUUCAAGUUGUUUUUUGAGGACACUUUUAACUCUUGUGUUGAACACUACCAGUAUGAAAAGAUUGGGUUGUAUGGAGAUUUACAAUGGCUUGAAGAGGAGCUUACUUUUGUAUACAAGUACUUGUCACCGUUGUUACCAAAGGAUUGGCAGUUUGGUGCAUUCACUGAAAAGAUAUUUUACGACAAAUUGCACCAGUACACUAUGGACAUGAUAAACCUUGAGCCGCCAGCUGAAGACAUAUUACAAAUUUUGCUGUAUGAUAAAAAGUUUGCUGAUUACCUGAAGCAACUUGAAGGGUCGGCCAAGUCGAUCAUUGGUGCUGACUUGAAGGAGACUGUGUUGGACGACUACUUGCGGAAUAUAACCAACAAGAUGAACGAAUGGAAUGACAGUUUGAUCAAACAAGAAACGACUUAUUUUUCAGAACGGUUGAAGGCACCAGAUAUAUACCCAUACGAUCAAACUGUCGAGGAGGUGGACAAUAACAAUGUACCCUUUGAAUUGUCGGUGAAUAUUUCAGCGUUUGUGUUGCCCGACUUCAAAACUCCCCUCAACAUGUUGAAGCAACAGGCAGAUGUAGCGGCAGAAUCGGGAUACUCAAAGAUUUUAGUCGCAGUUAUUGAGAACUGGUGUAACGCGUACAUUGCUAGAGUGGAAAACUUUCAAGUGGUGGUUGAUGAGGAAAUGGAUAGGUACUUUACCGUUUUCAGUAACGAAAAGUUUCUCAUCAAAGAGAGUAAGAUGAAAAGGUUGUUUAAAAAAAGACCCACCGUUGUCAAUAUAGAUGAGUUGAGCCCAGAAGAGCAGGCCAAUAUCUCGAGACCGGGUAUUGUUGAAUAUUUUGGGGCAUUGGCAAACUCUUUUGAAAUUAGCGGUGAGAGCAUUACAAGUAGGUUUGUUGACACUUACAAGGAAAAAGUGCACACAAACUAUCAUGUGAAGAUAUCGCAAGCAUUUGAAAGUGCGGUUGCCUCGUCGAAUUCACUAAACUCGGACGUUUGCAUAGCCAUUAGCAACAUAAUCAUUAAUGAUUUGUAUGUUGAGAUGUGCAAGUUGUUCACCAAACAAUGGUUGGAAGAUGGAAUGAAGCAAACAGGGGACGCAAUGCUGGCUGCUAUAAUGAGUGAAACGAUCGCUGAAUACUUGAGCGAACUAAGGUCGUACUGCGUCUAUACAAUUUAUCAAAAUUUGUGUCAAAUUUUCUUGGACAAGUUUGUUUGUGCUUAUAUAAAGAUUGGGUUUGAGAAUAUCUUGUAUGGAGAUGGUAAAAAGAUAAAUCCGGAAACGCAAGGAUAUAAAUCGUUUGCUUCAAGAGUGGGGAAGGAUGCAGAACUAAUAUUUGGAGGCUUACAGGAUCUAUUUACAGAUAAGGACAGGCAGUAUCUUUUAUCAACCGUACUGGCAAUUGAGAUUUUGGGAGAUUUGGGCACGAGUCCUAAUCCAAUGGAGACAUUCCCGUCCAUCUGGGAGCAUCAUAUUCUUCCUGUGUUUUACAAUUGUUCGACUGAUUAUAUCAAGGCGGUGGUGUAUAGUAGGAAGGAUAUGGAUAAGAACCAAUGGAAAAUCUUGGAGCCUGUGUUGAAAGAUAUCAAAGCAAGAUAUCACGAGAAAGUUGCGCCGCCCGAGUCUCCUGUGUUGACUUUGGAUGAUUUUGAAUUUAAUGUAUAA
This is a messenger RNA of Lodderomyces theae, 2460 nucleotides long. It is a transcript of the gene SEC6, whose product is annotated as SNARE-binding exocyst subunit. Gene Ontology annotation, cellular component: exocyst. Gene Ontology annotation, molecular function: SNARE binding. The coding region runs from base 1 to 2460 and encodes 819 amino acids. Lineage: Eukaryota; Fungi; Ascomycota; Pichiomycetes; Serinales; Debaryomycetaceae. Gene Ontology annotation, biological process: exocytosis; exocyst localization. The record is from RefSeq and is a predicted model, not a curated record. The transcript has a single exon.